AAGCCUCAAGCAAUCCUUCUGCUUCAGCCUCCCAAAAGUGCUAGGAUUAUAGGCAUGAGCCACUGCACUCAGCCUAAUUUUCUAAUUACAAGUCAGAGACAACCUAAACAGUUUGCUGUCAGAAACUUUUUUAUUCAAGAGAGAAAUAGCCUAAAGAUUUCUUUGUAGCAUAUCUCUGAAGUGUAUCUAGAUGAUUUUUUUUUUUUUUUUGAUACUGGACAUUAGCUCAAACAACAGAUUCUUAGUUUUUCUAAAGCCUCUUUUAAAAUCCAACACAGAUGUUUAUUCAGCAUUUACUAUAUGUCAGCCAUUGCCUUGGUUUCUUCCAUAUUUUGUGUUAUUAAAUUAUUUUUAAUAAUGAAGCUGAAGUACCAUUUCAUUUGGUCAAAGUGGAGAAAUAAAAUUCUAGCCCAGAUUUUCUGUAGGACUGCUUUGGGUGGGGUGUGCCUCUAAGGUAUAACCAAGAAUGAAACAAAUGAUGUAGAAAUGAAGGUUUGAGUUAAGGUGUAAGAGAUAAUCAACUUUUCUUUUUAGAAGAAAGUAUAGUUCUAAUGGGGGAUGUACUGGGUUUAGGAAAAGAGAAGUAAAACUUCUCACCAUACCUACCAUGCUUUAUUUUGCAGGGACUUAGUUCUUAAUUGGCAUGGUGUAUUCAUAUAGGAAAUAGCAUUUUAAAUGUCAUUUCUUUGGGGAAAAACAAAACAUUAAAAAUCAAAUUUGUAAAAUUUCUUGUUUCCUGGUAUCAAAGAAUAACUUCUUCCUGCCAUACCUUGUAAGUUCUUCCUGACCUCUAUUAUUUUUCCUCUGGGGUAAAGGGAAGAGGAAAGAAAUCAAUACGUAACAAUUGAAUGAAGUGAAUGGUAUUAGAAACCUAGAGUUGUUAGGAUCUAUGGAUAAACAUUCUAUAAGUUCUAAAUAUGAUUAAUCACAAACCAUUUUUCUCAAUUUCAUGGCAACUAGAAAGUGAAUACUUUAGGUGGAAAAAUAUAAAUGAAUACAAAAUAUAAAUGAAUACAAUUAAAUUCAGUACGGAAAGCCUUUACAUUACAUAGUUUCCUGAACUAUGUAAUUUCCAUCUUUUGGAGCAUUGUUGGUAAUAAUUUAGAAGUCACUGGAUGUUCUUGACACAGGGCAUAAAGUCGUGAUGUGGUCCUUUUUCUUAGCUGAAUCUACUUAAUGCUACUUGCUAGUCUAGAUGGUUAAGGAAUAGGGUAAAUAUAACCCAAAUAGGGCUACAUCAGGAUAAGUGUGAUUUAUUCUUGUUUGUGGAAAAUUUAUAAUAUGUGAUUCUCCUAAGUCUUGUGUUUGUAUUUUAUUUCUUAAGCAGUGUUUGGCAUAUUAUAACCUGGCAUAAUUGUGUUUCAACGUACGAGAUAGUGUGGAUUAUAAAAUUUUCGUAUUACAGUCAUGAGCUUUAAGAUACGAAGCUGUGUAGGUUGUAGGCAUAGAGCCAGGCUGUGAGAGAGAUCACACCAGCUCAGCACAGAAAAACAUCACUGCCUGAGGAUGUGUGAUUUUCUUACCUCAUCUGUCAGGUUCCCCGAUUAGGUUAGUUUCCUUCUUGAGACAAGUGACACACUUUUCCAGAGAGAGGCAAGCAAUGGGAAACCUUCACAUCUAAGGUCAGACACCAUCAGCAUGAGAAUAAUUUGACUUGGAGAAGAAUUUUUUGGCACAUGGACGUGUGGGAUGUGGGCUGGGUGGAAGAUGUAGAACUUGGUUAUUUAGUCCUUGAGUUGCCAUUUACUUUUUUUAUUGUAAUAAAACUAUGCAUAACAUUAGAGCUUACCAUUUUUAAGUGUACAAUUCAAUGGCAUUAGCUGUAUUCCUAUUGUUUUUCUACCAAUAUCUCCAUCCAUUUCCAGAACUUUUUUUCAUCUUCUCAAAUUGAAGCUAUUAAGCAAUAAGUCCCCAACCCGUCCUUCCCCCAGUACCUGGCAACCAACAUUCUAACUUUCUGUCUACAAGAAUUUGACUACUCUAACAUCUAAAAAAGUAGAAUAUCAUAUAGUAGUUGUCCUUCAGUGAUUGGCUUAUUUUACUUAGCUUGUUAUCUUCAAGGUGUAUUUAUGCUGUAGCGUGCAAUGGAUUUUAUUCCUUUUUAAGGCUGAAUAAUGUCCCAUUAUAUGUAUAUGCUAUAUUAUGUUUGUGUAUUCAUCUGUUGCCAAACACUUUUGUUGCUUCUACCUUUUGGAGACAGUUACUUUUAAAUCAUUGAUUAUGUCUGUUAUAGAAAAGUAUUUGAAAUUUCGACAGGAACUAGUCUGGAAGAUCAGAUAUCGUUUUGCCAGUGUCCAUUCCCAGUGAGUGGAGAGUUCAUUCGUUCAACAAAAAUGUGAGUGCCUACAGCGUGCACCACGCCAGGUGCUGCAAGUACAGCAGCGCACACAGACAGACAUGGCACAGCCACCGUGGAGAUUAGAGUGUGGUGGGGGAAGCAGGACCCCGGCUGCUUAAGUAAUUUCAUGACUAAAUGUAAAAUCACAACUUUAAUAAAUAAGUGCUUAAGGGAAGAGAAGUGAGGGCAUUUCACCAAUAUACUUUUGGGAGUGGGGGGCAGUCCAUCAAGAAACAGAGGUAAGAAGUUUCAGGCAGAGGAAAUAACUAUGCAAGGGCCUUUUGCCCAUCAAGGAAGCAAGAGCAGCCUAAGCAAUUUGCAGUGCAGAGAGUGAGCAUGAGCAUGGUGUAAGUCUGGAAAGUGUAUAAAUCUUGCAGGUUCCAUGGCUUCCCUGUGCUCCUGGCAUAAAGACCAAAACCCUAUCAUAAUCUUGCAGCAGGAAGCUAUGGAAGAGUUUUAAUGUGUAAAAGGGGGUCAGUGGAUGAGGGUAAGAUGAUCAGACUUUAGCUUUUAAAGAUCUCAGGAAGUAGUGUGGUAAAUGAGUGGGGUGAAUGGGAUUAAAAUUGAAUCCAGACAGUUUAUUAAGGAAACUUUUGCAGUUCUCAAGGCAAAAAUUAAUGAUUGGGAUGAUAGCAUCAGAGAUUAAGAGAAAUCUAAAUUUGAGAAAAAUUAGAAUUUAAUAAAUGGAUGUUGUGUGCAUUGGUAAUGGAGAAAGGACCAUGUGUUAAGGAAAGUGUUAAGGAAAACUAAAUGUAUAGGUUGUGUAACAAGAUCGCUGUGGUUUUUCAUUUGGGUAGUGUACGGGAUGAGGAAAUGGUGAAAGCCAAAACAGGUUUUUGAGAGAUUUGAUUGUGAAGUGGGAGAAGAGAUUAGACUGUAGCUAUAGGAAAAUAUAGGGUCGAGGGAAUAUUUUCGUUUUGUUUUUGAGAUGGGAGAGACCUGCACAUUUAAAAGUUGGUAGGGAGGACCUCUGGCUGUGGGAGGGAGGUGAAAUAUAUGUGGCAGAACAAAGAUAAUGGAUAAUAUAAGAAGUUUAAGAAAGGGUUUGGAGUGUGUAGGGAAAAGGAGCCAAAAUAGUGACGGGGAGGGAAUGGUCAGCUUUUAGAUAUGAAGAGAAAGAAGGAAAGAGAAUAGAUUAGGCACAGUCUUAGGCAGAGUCAAAGAACCCAGGUUAGCAAGUAUUGACAAUUCCAAAGUCACUUAUUAAAAAUGCCAGAUUUUCUAUAAUAUCUGUUUUCUAGUAUGUGUACCAUUUAUAGAUCUGAUUGUGAGAAACUGACCAGUGUUUCAGAGUUGAAACAUCCUUUCUUCACUAUAAUGCAGUCUUUCAAAUAACCUACAUACCUUGGAAAUAAAGAGUUUAUGGUAGAAUAAUGUAUCCUCAUUUAAUUUCAACUCUCUACCUUUAGAAGUUUGGUUGAUUUAAAAAAAAAAAUCAAGACCUGGUUGGGUUUAUUUUUACCUUAUUUGCAAGGCAGUAUGUGCAUCUGUGUGUGUGUGUGUGUGUGUGUGUGUGUAUGUGUGCGUAUGGGUGUUGGUGAAAAUCACAUCUUCUAAAUUUUUACAAAGCUUAUCAAGUGUGCAUUUUAUAAAUUUUUGAUAGAUAUUUAUUUACUGUAGCACAGUAAUAUCUAAGGGUGGGGUAGAGGUCACUUAGAUUCCUUUAUCUUCACCUUGGUGAAAAAUCAUAUUUUAGUUCAAAGCUGUUCAAGUAAGUCCUUGCUCCGUUUUCCCACCCUGUCUUCAGUGAUAUUAUUUGGAGUCAGCAAUCAAUGGAUUCCAUCCCUCUGAGACUUGCUUAACCUACAGCCGCUGAUAUAAUACAGGCAAGAGCUUGUUACUUUAUCUGAUUUGUCCAUUGCUACCUUAAUGACUGAAAUGGUUAAGUAGAGGAGGGGGCGAGCCUUAAGGAAUGUGUGUACCAUUUGAGCUGAAUAUUUCAGUGUAUAUAGGGAGAGGGAGGGUGAGAGAGAAAUCCACUUACAUCACUAGAACUGCAUUGAGUGUGAGCCUUGCAGGUUAAGAGACAGACUACAGUGUCUUGCUUUCUGCAGGAAGCAGCAAUGCCGUUUGUUUCCUAAGAGGAAUUUUUUAUUUAGAAAAGGAAGCUUUCUCUCUACCCAGGAAAUGGCUUUCCUUGUGCGUUGCUAUGCCAACUGCCUGCAGCCAUGGUCCUCCAAACUUCCUGCAGAUUUCACAAAACUACACCUUACUGACAGUCUCCACCCACAGGUGACCCACGUUUCUUCUAGCCAUUCAGGAUGUAGUAUCACUAGUGAUUCUGGAAGCAGCAGUCUUUCUGAUAUCUACCAGGCCACGGAAAGUGAGGCUGGUGAUAUGGACCUGAGUGGGUUGCCAGAAACUGCAGUGGAUUCUGAGGACGAUGACGAUGAAGAAGAUAUCGAGAGGGCAUCAGAUCCUCUGAUGAGUAGGGACAUUGUGAGAGACUGCCUGGAGAAGGACCCAAUUGACCGAACAGAUGAUGAUAUUGAGCAACUCUUGGAAUUUAUGCACCAGUUGCCUGCUUUUGCCAAUAUGACAAUGUCGGUAAGACGGGAACUCUGUGCCGUGAUGGUGUUUGCCGUGGUGGAAAGAGCAGGAACCAUAGUGUUGAAUGAUGGUGAAGAGCUGGACUCCUGGUCAGUGAUUCUCAAUGGUUCUGUAGAAGUGACUUAUCCAGAUGGAAAAGCAGAAAUAUUAUGUAUGGGAAAUAGUUUUGGUGUUUCUCCUACCAUGGACAAAGAAUACAUGAAAGGAGUAAUGAGAACAAAGGUGGAUGACUGCCAGUUCGUCUGCAUAGCCCAGCAAGAUUAUUGCCGUAUUCUCAACCAAGUGGAAAAGAACAUGCAAAAAGUUGAAGAGGAAGGAGAGAUUGUUAUGGUGAAAGAACAUCGAGAACUUGAUCGAACUGGAACAAGAAAGGGACACAUUGUCAUCAAGGGCACCUCAGAAAGGUUAACGAUGCAUUUGGUGGAAGAACAUUCUGUGGUAGAUCCAACAUUCAUAGAAGACUUCCUGCUGACCUAUAGGACUUUUCUUUCUAGCCCAAUGGAAGUGGGCAAAAAGUUAUUGGAGUGGUUUAAUGACCCGAGCCUCAGGGAUAAGGUUACACGGGUAGUAUUAUUGUGGGUGAAUAAUCACUUCAAUGACUUUGAAGGAGAUCCUGCAAUGACUCGAUUUUUAGAAGAAUUUGAAAAUAAUCUGGAAAGAGAGAAAAUGGGUGGACAUCUAAGGCUGUUAAAUAUUGCGUGUGCAGCUAAAGCAAAAAGAAGAUUGAUGACAUUAACAAAACCAUCCCGAGAAUCCCCUUUGCCUUUUAUCUUACUAGGAGGCUCUGAAAAGGGGUUUGGAAUCUUUGUUGACAGUGUAGAUUCAGGUAGCAAAGCAACUGAAGCUGGCUUGAAACGUGGAGAUCAGAUACUAGAAGUAAAUGGUCAAAACUUUGAAAAUAUUCAGCUGUCAAAAGCCAUGGAGAUUCUUAGAAAUAACACACAUUUAUCUAUCACUGUGAAAACCAAUUUAUUUGUAUUUAAAGAACUUCUAACAAGAUUGUCAGAAGAGAAAAGAAAUGGUGCCCCUCACCUUCCUAAAAUUGGUGACAUCAAAAAGGCCAGCCGCUACUCCAUUCCAGAUCUCGCUGUGGAUGUGGAACAGGUGAUAGGACUUGAAAAAGUGAAUAAGAAAAGUAAAGCCAACACCGUUGGAGGAAGGAACAAGCUAAAAAAGAUACUCGACAAGACUCGAAUCAGUAUCUUGCCACAGAAACCAUAUAAUGAUAUUGGGAUUGGUCAGUCUCAAGAUGACAGCAUAGUAGGAUUAAGGCAGACAAAGCACAUCCCAACUGCAUUACCUGUCAGUGGAACCUUAUCAUCCAGUAAUCCUGAUUUAUUGCAGUCACAUCAUCGCAUUUUAGAUUUUAGUGCUACUCCUGACUUGCCAGAUCAAGUACUAAGGGUUUUUAAGGCUGAUCAGCAAAGCCGAUACAUCAUGAUCAGUAAGGACACUACAGCGAAGGAGGUGGUCAUUCAGGCUAUCAGGGAGUUUGCUGUUACUGCUACCCCGGAUCAAUAUUCGCUAUGUGAGGUCUCUGUCACACCCGAGGGAGUAAUCAAACAGAGAAGACUUCCAGAUCAACUUUCCAAACUUGCUGAUAGAAUACAACUGAGUGGAAGGUAUUAUCUGAAAAACAACAUGGAAACAGAAACGCUUUGUUCGGACGAAGAUGCUCAGGAGUUGUUGCGAGAGAGCCAGAUCUCCCUACUUCAGCUCAGCACAGUCGAAGUUGCCACGCAGCUCUCUAUGCGCAAUUUCGAACUGUUCCGCAACAUUGAACCUACUGAAUACAUAGAUGAUUUAUUUAAACUCAAAUCAAAGACCGGCUGCGCCAACCUGAAGAAAUUUGAAGAAGUCAUUAACCAGGAAACAUUUUGGGUAGCAUCUGAAAUUCUGAGAGAGACAAACCAGCUGAAGAGGAUGAAGAUCAUUAAGCAUUUCAUCAAGAUAGCACUGCACUGUAGGGAGUGCAAGAAUUUUAACUCAAUGUUUGCAAUCAUCAGUGGUCUAAACCUGGCCCCGGUGGCAAGACUGCGAACGACCUGGGAAAAACUUCCUAAUAAAUACGAAAAGCUAUUUCAGGAUCUGCAAGACCUGUUUGAUCCCUCCAGAAACAUGGCAAAGUAUCGCAAUGUCCUCAAUAGUCAAAACCUACAACCCCCCAUAAUCCCUCUCUUCCCAGUUAUCAAGAAAGAUCUCACCUUCCUUCAUGAAGGAAAUGACUCAAAAGUUGACGGGCUGGUUAACUUUGAGAAGCUAAGGAUGAUUGCAAAAGAAAUUCGUCAUGUGGGCCGAAUGGCUUCAGUUAACAUGGACCCGGCCCUCAUGUUCAGGACUCGGAAGAAGAAAUGGCGGAGUUUGGGGUCUCUCAGCCAGGGUAGUACAAACGCAACAGUGCUAGAUGUUGCUCAGACAGGUGGCCAUAAAAAGCGGGUACGUCGUAGUUCCUUUCUCAAUGCCAAAAAGCUUUAUGAAGAUGCCCAAAUGGCUCGAAAAGUGAAGCAGUACCUGUCCAAUUUGGAGCUAGAAAUGGAUGAGGAGAGUCUUCAGACAUUAUCGCUGCAGUGUGAGCCAGCAACCAACACAUUGCCGAAGAAUGCUGGUGACAAAAAGCCCGGCAAAUCUGAGACCUCCCCGGUGGCUCCAAGGGCAGGGUCACAGCAGAAGGCACAACCCCAGCCACAGCCCCAGCCGCCGCCACCACCACAUAAAGGCAACCAGGGACUGCAGGUUCCUGCCGUGUCCCUGUACCCUUCUCGGAAGAAAGUCCCUGUAAAGGAUCUUCCACCUUUUGGCAUAAACUCUCCACAAGCUUUAAAGAAAAUUCUUUCUUUGUCUGAAGAGGGAAGUUUGGAACGUCACAAGAAACAAGCGGAAGACACGAUAUCAAAUGCAUCAUCACAGCUUUCUUCUCCACCUACUUCUCCACAGAGUUCUCCAAGGAAAGGUGGCAGUGGCAAUCAGCUGAGAUCUUUUGGCUCCGGGCAGUUGGACUUAACCAGUUCCUCCUCUUCUCUUGGAAGUGAGAACAGUAACAAGAAUAACAAUGCACCACGGACCUAUGGGAUAGGCUAUACUUUGGCUCCCAGUGGUACUGUGGAUAAUUUUUCAGAUUCUGGUCACAGCGAAAUUUCCUCACGAUCCAGUAUUGUCAGCAAUUCUUCUUUUGACUCAGUGCCAGUGUCGCUACAUGAUGAGAGGCGCCAGAGGCACUCUGUCAGCAUCGUGGAAACAAACCUAGGCGUGGGCAGGAUGGAGAGGCGGACCAUGAUUGAGCCGGAUCAGUACAGCUUAGGGUCCUAUGCACCGAUGUCGGAGAGUCGAGGCUUAUAUGCUACAGCUACAGUAAUUUCUUCUCCCAGCACAGAGGAACUCUCCCAAGACCAGGGGGAUCGCGCUUCACUCGAUGCUGCUGACAGCGGCCGUGGGAGCUGGACGUCGUGCUCAAGUGGUUCCCACGAUAACAUACAGACGAUCCAGCACCAGAGAAGCUGGGAGACGCUCCCAUUUGGGCACACUCACUUUGACUAUUCAGGGGAUCCUGCAGGUUUUUGGGCCUCGAGCAGCCACGUGGACCAAAUCAUGUUUUCUGAUCAUAGCACAAAGCAAAACAGGCAAAAUCAAAGUAGAGAGAGUCUUGAACAAGCCCAAUCCCGGGCGAGCUGGGCAUCUUCCACGGGUUACUGGGGAGAAGACUCGGAAGGCGACACGGGCACAAUAAAGCGGAGGGGUGGGAAGGACGUUUCCAUCGAAGCUGAAAGCAGUAGCAUAACGUCUGUGACCACAGAAGAAACCAAACCUGUCCCCAUGCCUGCCCACAUAGCUGUGGCAUCGAGUACUGCAAAGGGGCUUAUUGCACGAAAGGAGGGCAGGUAUCGAGAGCCCCCGCCCACCCCUCCGGGCUACGUGGGAAUCCCCAUCGCCGACUUCCCAGACGCGCCUUCGCACCCGGCCAGGAAGCCGCCCGACUACAACGUGGCGCUGCAGCGGUCGCGCAUGAUCGCCAGGCCCUCGGACGCGCCCGCCCAGCCGCACGGGCACCCGCCGAGCAGCAGGCCCGUGAGCAAGCCUCAGUGGCACAGGCCCAGCGAGUCCGACCCGCGCCUCGCCCCCUACCAGUCGCAAGGCUUCUCCGCGGAGGAGGACGAAGAUGAACAAGUGUCUGCUGUUUGAGGCACAGGCGAGCCACCCACAAGGAGAGCACAGGAAGACGUCCCUAGCAUUGGAGCCUUGGAACUCACAUUCUGAGGAUGGUGGACCAGUUUGCCUCCUUCCCUGCCUUAAAAGCAGCAUGGGGCUUCUCCCCUUCUUCCUACCCCCUUUGCAUGUGAAAUACUGUGAAGAAAUUGCCCUGGCACUUUUCAGACUUUGUUGCUUGAAAUGCACAGUGCAGCAAUCUUCAAGCUCCCGCUGUUGCUGCCUGCCACAUCACACAGUAUCAUUCCAAAUUCCAAGAUCAUCACGACGAGAUGAUUCACUCUGGCUGCACUUCUCAAUGCCUGGAAGGAUUUUUAAAAAUCUUCCUUUUAAAUUGCAAUCCAGUCCUAGCACUUGGUCUCAUUGGGAUAAUGAGAAAAGCUAGCCAUUGAACUACUUGGGGCCUUUAACCCACAGAGGAAGACAAAGAAAAACAAUGAAAUCCUUUGAGCACAGUGCUUGUCCACUUGUUUACAAUGUCCUCCUUUUUUUUUAAAAAAAAAGAAAUGAGUUUAAAGAUUGUGUUUAGAGAGUAAAUGUUUUAUCCAUUUAAUGAUUACAGUAUUAUUUUGAACCUUAAGUAGGGUUGCCAGCCUGGUUUCUAAAAAACCAAAUAUGCCGGACAGGGUGUGGCCGCACCAAGAAGAGGGGAAGGCCUGGCUUGUGACCCUGUCUUCCCACGUCCUUCUGGCCUCACCCAUGAAGUGCCCUAUCCUGGAAGUAUAAAAUGUUAGCCAAUUACUCGAAUACCAAGACACCUCAUCUGCUCCUUCCCCAGCGGGUGGGGUUCUUCUGUCAAACUGUUUGCACAUGGCCAGGGGAGGGAAAUAGGACUCUCUGUCCUGUCUGAGCCUUAUGGAGGCAGGACAGUGUCAUUUGAAGGGCGUGUCCUGCUCCAUUGAGAUGGAUGGCAAACCCCAUUUUUAAGUUAUGUUUCUUUGAUUUUUGUUAAUUUAGAGUUUUAGUUUUUUUUGUUUUUUUUUUUUUUUUUAAAGAAACAUUUAUAACUGGACAGCAUUGCAGUGAAAGCAGCUUGGGAUGUUGGAGCUAAUGCCAGCUGUUUAUACUGCUCUUUCAAGACAGCCUCCCUUUAUUGAAUUGGCAUUAGGGAAUAAACAAGCCUUUAAACGUGAUAAAAGAUCAGAAACCUAGUUAGGUAUGCCAGCCUUUGCAAGGCAGGUUAGUCACCAAAGACUAACCUCCACGUGGCUUUAUGGACGCUGACUAUAGAGAAGGCCUAAGUGUAGCAACCAUCUGCUCACAGCUGCUAUUAACCCUAUAUUGACUGAAAAUGACCCCUCCACUCUAUUUUUGUGUUGUUUUUGCACAGACUCCGGAAAAGUGAAGGCUGCCAAUCCGAGUAGUACUCAAAUGUGAGGAACUGCUGGUCUUGGAUUUUUUUUCCAUUAAAUUCAGCUGAUCAUAUUGAUCAGUAGAUAAACGUAAAUAGCUUCAAAUUUUAAAAGUGGAAUUGCAGUGUUUUUUCACUGUAUCAAACAAUGUCAGUGCUUUAUUUAAUAAUUCUCUUCUGUACCAUGGCAUUUGUCUACUUGCUUAUAUAUUACAUUGUCAAUUAUGCAUUUGUAAUUUUACAUGUAAUAUGCAUUAUUUGCCAGUUUUAUUAUAUAGGCUAUGGACCUCAUGUGCAUAUAGAAAGACAGAAAUCUAGCUCUACCACAAGUUGCACAAAUGUUACCUAAGCAUUAAGUAAUUGUAGAACAUAGGACUGCUAAUCUCAGUUCGCUCUGUGAUGUCAAGUGCAGAAUGUACAAUUAACUGGUGAUUUCCUCAUACUUUUGAUACUACUUGUACCUGUAUGUCUUUUAGAAAGACAUUGGUGGAGUCUGUAUCCCUUUUGUAUUUUUAAUACAAUAAUUGUACAUAUUGGUUAUAUUUUUGUUGAAGAUGGUAGAAAUGUACUAUGUUUAUGCUUCUACAUCCAGUUUGUAUAAGCUGGAAAAUAAAUAAAUAUAACAUAAAG
This is a messenger RNA of Microcebus murinus (gray mouse lemur), 11069 nucleotides long. It is a transcript of the gene RAPGEF2, whose product is annotated as Rap guanine nucleotide exchange factor 2. NCBI's taxonomy places the organism in Eukaryota, Metazoa, Chordata, Mammalia, Primates, Cheirogaleidae. Gene Ontology annotation, biological process: small GTPase-mediated signal transduction. Gene Ontology annotation, molecular function: protein binding; guanyl-nucleotide exchange factor activity. The record is from RefSeq and is a predicted model, not a curated record.